Messenger RNA from Coniophora puteana RWD-64-598 SS2, 1578 nucleotides. Its product is annotated as general substrate transporter. Gene Ontology annotation, molecular function: carbohydrate:proton symporter activity. Gene Ontology annotation, biological process: carbohydrate transport; transmembrane transport. The record is from RefSeq and is a predicted model, not a curated record. NCBI's taxonomy places the organism in Eukaryota, Fungi, Basidiomycota, Agaricomycetes, Boletales, Coniophoraceae. The transcript has 3 exons. Gene Ontology annotation, cellular component: membrane. Bases 1 to 1578 code for a protein of 525 amino acids.
AUGCCAUCAUUCCAGCACUCUUUUGGGCUCGACACCCAGAGCGCCGCAGCCAAGGCGUCGCUCUCAGGAAACAUCGUCUCCGUCCUCCAGGCGGGUGGCUUUUUCGGGUCACUGUUCACGCUAUAUACGACAAGCCGCUGGGGGCGCAAGUCAGUUCUUAUUGUAUCGGGGUUUUUGUACACCAUCGGAGGUGUCAUCCAAGCUAUUGCCGGUCUCGGAUCAUCACAGUCGACAGGUCUCAGCGUCCUCUACUUCGGUCGCUUCUUCGCCGGUCUCGGCGUCGGCCUCCUCUCCGUCCUCGUCCCAUCAUACCUUUCGGAGUGCACGCCAAAGGCGAUUCGCGGCCGCAUAACGGGAGGAGUCGAGCUCACCAUCACCCUGGGAAGCAUGCUUUGUUUCUGGGUCAACUAUGGUUCUGAAUUACACCUGAAGCCAACCGAGAUGCAGUGGCGGCUACCAUUCGUCAUCCAGCUCGUCCCAUCUGUCCUCUUCACCGUCCUCAUGUUCUUCCAGCCCGAGUCACCUCGCUGGCUCGUUGAGCGUGGGCGGUACGACGACGCGGCCCGCUCCCUCGCCUAUAUCGCACGCAAGUCCCCUUCGGACCCGGCCGUACUCGCGACUCUCGACGAGAUCAAGGCAGACUACCUCGGCAAGCAGCACCUCCCGCUCCUGCAGCAGUUCCGCGGCAUGGGCGCAUCAAAGAUUACCGCGCUGCGGUGCUUCAUCCCCUCGCUCCUCACGUUCUUCCAGCAGUGGACGGGCGCGAACGCGGUCAACUACUAUUCGCCGCAGAUUUUCGCCGCGCUGGGUCUGACGUCCACCACCUCCGGGCUGCUCGCGACGGGCGUUUAUGGCGUCGUGAAGCUGCUCGCCAAUUUAAUCGGGUUAUUCUGGCUCAUCGAGCAGCUGGGGCGCAAGCGGUGCCUCGUCUACGGCUCGCUGGGCAGCGCACUCAGCAUGCUCUACGUCGGGAUCUUCCUCGGCGUGCACCCCGAGAAGGACGUCGUACCGGGUACAUACGUCUCCCUCGUCGCCAUCUUCUUCUUCUCCGUCUUCCUCGCCGUCGGCUGGGGCCCCUGCACGUUCGUCGUCGCGACCGAGGUCGCGCCGAACCACCUCCGCACGGCCGUCAUGGCGCUCGCGGGCGCGGUCAUGUGGCUCUUCACGUUCGUCAUCGCGCAGAUCACGCCCGUCAUGCUCGUGCACAUCACGUACGGGACGUACCUCCUCUUUGGCGUGUUCGGCAUCGUCAUGGGCGUCUAUGCGUAUUUCGGGCUGCCCGAGACGGCCGGGUAUCCGCUCGAGGACGUGCGGUACCUGUUCGAGCAUGAUCUGUGGGUGCGCGCGCUCGAGGACGCGCCGCUUGGGUGGAUUUUCCUAAGUGGGCAACGGAAGAGCACGCCGGUGUCGGAGCUCAGGGGAAAGGAUAUGGCUAUACCUUCAGACGCGGGCGAGCGCACGUCGGCGGGCUCGGACGAGGAGAAGUGGGAUCCGGCGCUGUCGAACGCGUCGCAUGGUGCCGCGAGCCCUACGGGCCCGGAUGUCGUCGCGCGCCCGCCGAGCGAUCUGAUCAUAUAA